This is a messenger RNA of Phragmites australis (common reed), 4368 nucleotides long. RefSeq names its product putative ion channel POLLUX-like 2. The record is from RefSeq and is a predicted model, not a curated record. The transcript has 26 exons. Gene Ontology annotation, biological process: monoatomic ion transport. The coding region runs from base 1 to 2844 and encodes 947 amino acids. Lineage: Eukaryota; Viridiplantae; Streptophyta; Magnoliopsida; Poales; Poaceae.
AUGCCGCCCUGUCUGUCCUCGUCCCGCAACCCACUUCUGUUCGGUCAGACGGUCCAUCCUCCGCCUUGUAUCCCUCGUCCGAUACGCCCGAGACAGAGGCGCACGCUCGAGCGAGCCGGAGGGAAGGCGAUGAGGUCGCAGCUCGACGCGGCCGUGUCGCCGUCUCCGCUGGCCUCGGUCCGGCGAGCUCUCCACUCCGCGCCGCCUCGCGCUCUCAGGUUUCACGCGUUCCCGUCGCGGUUCGGCGUGCGCCACGGCCGCGGGGUUGGAGUUCGCUGCGCCAACCAGCUCCCCGGUAAGCGGUUGCUGUGUCAUGGCGUUGGUGUGUUCACCACGGAGACGAGGCAGGAUGACAAGGAGGCUCUUGGGAAUGAUGUACCAAUCCCGAUCAUUGCAGUGGCGAGAAAUCUCUUGCGCUUUCCUGCAGAGGGAAACUGCAAUAUGGCUACCAUUCUAAUCAUAACAUUCUGCGCUCUAAGCAGAAUUGUUUCUGGCCAGAUGCAGUUGAUGAUGAAUUUGCUCCUGUGGACGUCGAACAAUAUUACACGUUUGCCAUUUGCUUGCAUAUCUGAUCCUAUUAGAAAACCUGUGCCUCUUAAGCUAGAUGUGACUUUUCCACCAGUGCGUGACAUCGGAUGGAGUAUUUCACGAUUGUACUAUCUAUUCAAUUCACAACUUGAAAGGAACAUUGCCUUGUCUGUUAUUACUCUGCUCAUCACAUGCUUUUCCUUUGUUGUUUUUGGUGGAUUCCUAUUUCAUAAGUUCAGGAAGAAACAACAGUCUUUAGAGGACUGCUUUUGGGAAGCUUGGGCAUGUCUCUGCUCAUCAUCUACUCAUCUAAGACAAAAGACACGUGUUGAGCGUGUUAUCGGGUUCUUUCUUGCUAUCUGGGGUAUAUUAUUCUAUUCUCGUUUGUUAAGCGCAAUGACGGAACAAUUUAGAAUCCAGAUGCAUCGGGUAAGGGAAGGAGCACAGGUGCAAGUUAUUGAGGAUGAUCAUAUCAUCAUUUGUGGAGUCAGUAGUCAUCUGGUGUCCAUAUUAAACCAACUGAAUAAGUUCCAUGAGUCAGCGAUUCGCUUAGGUUCCGCUACAGCAAGGAAGCAGAGAAUUCUUCUUCUAUCGGAUCUUCCAAGGAAGCAAGUGGAGAAGCUUGGGGAUAGCAUAACCAAAGAUUUAAACCAUAUUGAUGUCUUCACCAAGAGUUGUAGCCUUAGCUUGACAAAGUCAUUUGAGAGAGCAGCAGCAAACAAAGCAAAGUCUAUAAUCAUUUUGCCAUCAAAGAAUGAACGAUAUGAAGUAGAUACAGAUGCAUUUCUCUCUCUAUUGGCUCUUCAACCUCUUAGACAAAUUGCAUCUGUUCCUAUCAUCGUUGAGGCUUCUAACUCGACCACCUGCGAACUUCUGAAAUCAAUCACAGGCUUAAAUGUGCAGCCAGUGGAGAUGGUUUCUUCUAAGUUGUUUGUGCAGUGCUCUAGGCAAAAGGGCCUUCUUAAAAUCUACAAGCACUUGCUUAAUUAUCGCAAAAACGUCUUCAACCUUUUCAGCUUUCCUGAGUUAGGAGGCAUGAAGUAUAUGGAUGUGAGACGUCAAUUCCAUGAUGCAGUUGUUUGUGGUAUCUUUCGAUCUGGAAAGAUUCACUUUCACCCAAGUGAGGAUGAGUUGCUGAAAGAAACAGACAAGUUGCUUCUUAUCGCUCCUGUUCACGGGAGGGGAAAACCGCACUAUAGAGUUUUAAGUCUAUCAGAAGGAACACAAACUUCAAAUCAUUACUCGGAGUCAAGAGAGGACCAAAUAUUGUCUAGUAUGAAUAUUGAGCUUAAGGAAACACGAUGGAAGAACAUUAUGAAGCGGCCCUCAAAAUCAUUCUCCAAGAGCAGUGAUUAUAUGCUGGGACCUAGGGAAUGUGUACUUAUUGUUGGUUGGCGGCCAAAAGUUACUGAUAUGAUACGAGAAUAUGACAAUUACCUUGGACCUGGUAGUGUAGUGGAAAUAUUAUCAGAAACCCCUGUUAAAGAGCGGAGCAGUAUUGUCAACCCCCUCUUGCAGAGCCAACUUAAAAAUAUUAAAGUUUGUCAUCAGAUGGGGUGUCCUUUGAACUAUGAUACUUUGAAGGAAGCAAUAAUCAAUAUUAGGAAAUCUGCCAAGUCUGAUAAAAAUAUCCCACUUUCAAUUGUCGUUAUAUUUGACAGAGAUUGGCUCACUGGAGAUACUGCACAGGCUGAUAAACAACUGGCAUAUACCCUUCUUCUUGCUGAAAACAUUUGUGAGAAACAUGGCAUUAAGGUUGAGAAUCUUGUAUCAGAAAUUUCUGACACAACACUGGGAAAGCAAAUAUCUAGAAUAAGACCCACCCUUUCGUUUAUUGGGGCAGAGGAAGUAAUGAGCCUUGUGACGGCACAUGUUGCGGAAAGCAGUGAGCUGAAUGAAGUAUGGAAGGAUAUUCUGGAUGCUGAAGGUGAUGAGAUCUAUAUUAAGGAAAUUGGACUGUACAAGAAGGAAGGAGAGAAAAUAUCAUUCUUGGAGCUUUCUGAAAGGGCAGUUUUGCGUCGUGAAGUUGCAAUUGGUUAUGUCAAGGACCACAAGCAGCAUAUAAAUCCCGUCGAUAAGUUGGAGCCACUCUCUCUUGAAAUGACAGAUUCGCUCAUUGUGAUAUCUGAGUUUGAAGUUAGAUAUAAUCAAUUGGUUGCGGUCUCGUUGUUUCCUGUGGGAGAUAAAUUGUUCUCUGGCAGCAACGUAGGCAAUUUUUCUUCAGCUUUAGCUUCAUCCACCAUCAACCAUAGGACAUCUUUCUGCAGCUAUGGCGUUAUGAGAUCUGUCUUCUCCAGAGCAAUCAAGAGGGAAUAGUACAAAGAUGAGAAAAAUGAUGGUCCAUCCAAAUGGGGAAAGCGAUGAAACUUCAGGUUUGACGACACCUCGGUAUAACGAGGUACCACUGGUUGCUGCAUACGAGAAUGAGAUCAUCCGUUUCCCUGAGGAAUUUCGGUUGUGUGACCCAGAAGCUUAUGAACCCAAAGCUGUCUGCAUUGGGCUCUACUUCCAUUCACUGAGGUACUCCCCAAACAUCAGGUGAAUGGAACAACACAAGUGCUGGUGCGACAACAGAUUGUUGAAGGGAAGCAAUCAAAGCCUGGAACUUUUGGUUCAAUAGUUCCUGGUUAGACUGACACAAGCAAUCAAUAAAAAGCCGUUCGGGCAGCUCUAUGCAGAACCAGUUACUAUGUCAGAUGAGGAAAUCGGCUUGAUGCUUCUGUUUGAUGGAUGUUUUAUUGUCCACUUUUUGUUAAGGCAUGAUCUGAGGAGGGGCAUGGAGUAUGAGUACUGGGCAAUUGGAUGCUGAAUAUCUGUACGAGGAAUAUGAAACUCUCCAGUGGGAAAGGCCCUGGGAGUGGGGCUUGGUUGCCAUCGACAUGCUCCUAAUGGAAAACCAGAUACCUUUCAUUGCUGUCAGAAUCUUGUUUGAGAUUCUGAAGACAGAGCAUGACAAAGCUGUUGACCUGACGGCAUGUGCACAAAAUAUGUUCAAGAACUAUCUUCCACCUGGAAUGCGCACCUCGACAAGCCCAAUACACUGCAGGGAUGUGCGCUGCCUCCUAUACUUGCUCUACUGGUCCAUCCAUCCAAAUCCGAAGCUAGACAACAGACUGAUGCAGCCAUUGCCAGAUCCACCUACAUCUGGCAUGGAUCCUGCAAAGAAGCUUGAGACUGAUGGUAUCAGUAUCAGGAGAAGGCAGCAGUGGUGGCCUUUCAGUCGUUUUCUGGAGCCGUUCAGCUUCAUGGACAUCAUUUUCAGUCACGGUACAGUAGAGAUCCCUCAACUGGAGAUUAGUGACACAAGCAUUCAGUUGCUGCAGAACCCCAUCGCUUUUGAUAAGUGCUACCACAGCGUGACGUCCCAUGUGACAAAUUCAUGGAUGCCCUUAAUGCCGAUUCCCAGGACAUGGAGAUGCUGCGCAAGAAGAAUGUUUCUGAUGUCCAGUUGACCACUGCACAACCAGAACUCUCCUUUAGGAUUACCUCAGCAAGCUGAUGGUGGACGUGGCCUUGGUACAAGGAGACCAGAGCCAUCUGGAAGGAGAUGCCGAUGCCAGACGCCCUGCUAUUUGCAAUAUUGAUGUUGGUUGCAGCAGCAUAUGUCUUGCUAGUGUUGUACAGGUACAUGUCUUCUUGAUCAUACGGAACCGUGCUAAGGUUUCGUUGUUCACUCGUGCAGUACCCCCUGUUGCUGCUGUAAGCUGUAUGUCUUAGCCAACCAAAGUUAUGUCUUGUUUUGGUGUACGCUUAUCAUGCGGUUCUUCAGGCUUAUUUUCGUGAUAGCUGGUUAAAUUUUAUCUGAUGCAUGUGCUGUAAAGGUCCGAUUUGAGGAACCGA